Messenger RNA from Pseudonaja textilis, 1019 nucleotides. It is a transcript of the gene EMC4, whose product is annotated as ER membrane protein complex subunit 4. Lineage: Eukaryota; Metazoa; Chordata; Lepidosauria; Squamata; Elapidae. The record is from RefSeq and is a predicted model, not a curated record.
UCUCCCUGACGAAACUCUUUCAACGGGAGAAGUUGGAGGAGAACAGGUUUCAGCCCCGAAGAAGCGGCCAUCAGAAUUCAGUAACGGCCUGGACUAUUUUUAUCCAUAGGAAAAACGCAGCGUCUUUGUGACGUCAUCAAAGGUGGACCGCGUGGCCCUGAGCCAAACAGGAAGUGACGAGUGACGGGACGGCAGCUGCUGAAGCGUUUCGAACCGCAACCAUGAGCACUGGAGGAGGAUUGGUGACCAAUCGUGGAAGACGUUUCAAAUGGGCCAUUGAAUUGAGCAGUCCAGGCAGUGGUGGUAGAGGCCGAAGUGACCGUGGCAGCAGCCAAGGAGACACUCUCUACCCCAUAGGCUAUUCAGAUAAGCAGGUGCCUGACACAAGUGUUCAGGAGACAGAUCGCAUUCUGGUUGAAAAGCGCUGCUGGGAUAUUGCUCUCGGUCCCUUGAAGCAAAUUCCUAUGAACCUAUUCAUCAUGUACAUGGCAGGGAAUACAAUCUCUAUCUUCCCUACCAUGAUGGUCUGUAUGAUGGCCUGGAGGCCCAUCCAAGCACUAAUGUCCAUCUCUGCUACAUUCAAGCUACUUGAAAGCUCAAGUCAGAAGUUUCUUCAGGGACUGGUAUAUUUAAUUGGCAACCUGUUAGGAUUGGCCUUGGCUGUUUAUAAGUGUCAGUCAAUGGGACUACUGCCAACUCAUGCUUCUGACUGGCUGGCUUUUAUUGAACCACCUGAGCGUAUGGAAUACACAGGUGGGGGUCUAAUCUUAUGACCUAACCCUUUCCAGAAAUCAUCUGCUACUCUAGGUGUCUGCCUUGGUGUUGUGAAUUAUUCUUCCUUCUGUUGACUCCAAAACAUGGAUUUUAAGUGCAUGUUACUACAUUGUGGAACACUAGGAAGCAUUUACAAAAUGUUAUCCAGAGUAGGAAGGACCGAUGUGCUUUGGAGGAGUUGAAGCAAAAGACCCGCACUGGUUUAUUUUCCCUUGGUUAAAAGCAAAAUAAAAUUUUUAACUUUU